UUUAAAUUUCACCAUUAAGAGGGCUAGCAAUCAUGCAUGUAAGAAUUAUACUGAAGAGGUACACACCCAGUCUUCUGCCACACUCGUCUGCCUCAACAACAACUACAGAGCAAAGGAACCACCAUCAAGCUCAGACCUUGCACUUAUUUUCCUCUCACUCUGAUGUUAAAGGCGUCCUGUUUUUAGAUUUGUUUUCUGGUUAGAGAUAGUUAUGUCAAUGAACAAUAAUAACCCACCAAAGAACCUUGGGCCCUCUUCGUCGCCCUUUGGUAAUGCUGGUAUGGUUCCUCCAUCCAUGGGACCAAAUCCCAACUUUCCUCAAUCACAAGGUCAAGCUCAAAUCCCAGCUGGCUUUCAAGGACAGUAUCAGUUAUCCCAAUCCCAAGCACAGGCUAUAGCCCACGCACAGUCAAAAGCUCAGGCCCAUGCCCAAGCUCAGGUUCAAGCAGCUCAUGCUCAGUUCCAAGCUCAGUUGCAAGCGCAGGGGCUCUCCCUUAACCAAAACCAAGGCAUUGUGAACAUGGGCUCUGCUUCGCCUAACCUUUCGACUCCUGGUAGUUUAGGUAUGAAAAGAAUUCCUCAGAAACCUCCUGUACGCCCUCCUGGUUUUUCCCCUCCAAACAUGAUGUCGCCUAUGAGAACAAUGGAACUCACACCAGCAGCUCGUAGAAAGAAGCAGAAGCUUCCUGAGAAGCAGUUACAAGACAAAGUGGCGGCCAUUCUGCCUGAAUCUGCUCUAUAUACUCAGCUUCUUGAGUUUGAGAGUCGCGUUGAUGCUGCUCUCACCAGAAAGAAAGUUGACAUCCAAGAGGCUCUCAAAACCCCGCCUUGCAUUCAGAAAACCCUUCGAAUUUACGUGUUCAACACUUUUGCGAAUCAGAUCCGUACGAUACCAAAAAAGCCUAAUGCGGAGCCUCCUACAUGGUCUCUUAAGAUAGUUGGGCGGCUCUUGGAAGAUGGAAUAGAUCCUGAUCAGCCUGGUGCUGUUCAGAAAACAAACCCCAUGUACCCAAAGUUCUCAGCUUUCUUCAAAAGAGUAACCAUUUCGCUUGACCAGAGACUUUACCCUGAUAAUCACAUUAUUGUAUGGGAAAAUGCUCGAGCCCCGGCUCCUCAUGAAGGAUUUGAGGUGAAGAGAAAGGGAGAUAAAGAAUUUAGUGCGAACAUACGGUUGGAAAUGAACUACAUUCCUGAGAAGUUCAAGCUAUCACAACCAUUAAUGGAAGUUCUUGGUAUUGAGGUUGAUACCCGUCCAAGAAUAAUUGCUGCUAUUUGGCAGUAUGUGAAGGCUAGGAAGUUGCAGAACCCACACGACCCUUCGUUUUUCAAUUGCGAUCCGCCCCUUCAGAAAGUUUUUGGGGAAGAGAAGAUGAAAUUCACCAUGGUUUCUCAAAAGGUCUCUCAGCAUUUGUUCCCUCCACAACCUAUUCAUUUGGAGCAUAAGAUCAAACUUUCAGGAAAUAGUCCAGUGGGAAGUGCUUGUUAUGAUGUGUUGGUUGAUGUACCUUUCCCAAUUCAGAGAGAAUUGUCUGCUCUUUUGGCCAACUCAGAAAAGAGCAAGGAAAUCGAUGCAUGUGAUGAAGCUAUAUGUGGAGCUAUAAGAAAAAUCCUAGAGCACCGCCGGAGGCGGGCCUUCUUCCUUGGGUUUAGUCAGUCACCAGUGGAAUUUAUCAAUGCUUUGAUUGAAUCCCAAAGCAAGGAUCUGAAGUAUGUAGCUGGAGAAGGAAGUCGCAGUGCUGAAAAGGAGCGUCGGUCAGAUUUCUUCAACCAGCCAUGGGUUGAAGAUGCUGUUAUCCGUUACUUGAAUCGCAAGCCAAUUACUGGAAGUGAUGUUCCUGGAAGCGCUUGAAGUGGGAUUCUUGAGCUGUGUUGAUAGGGGCAGACUCAGUCUCAGCCCAGCCAAAGAUGGCUGGCUUAUUAGCAAUUAGCAUCAUCAUCAUCAAUAUUUAUAGCUACAAUUUUUUUGUGUAGGAAUGGAGAAAGGUAAUGAUGAUAUAUUGCUUCCGUGUUGGCUAUGAUUUAUGUACAAAUAGAGUAUAAUAGUUUUUAUCUAUGUUUGAUUUGUAAUUUAGUUUGUUUCAGACCCAUAUUCUGUGUAUUCCAAUUCAAGUUAUGGCUUUGACAAAUUUUCUUUGGAUUAUUUGAUGAAAUGCACUAUCAAUCUACCACGCAAGUCUUUCUUAUC
This is a messenger RNA of Humulus lupulus (European hop), 2185 nucleotides long. Its product is annotated as SWI/SNF complex component SNF12 homolog. Gene Ontology annotation, cellular component: SWI/SNF complex; nucleus. Lineage: Eukaryota; Viridiplantae; Streptophyta; Magnoliopsida; Rosales; Cannabaceae. Gene Ontology annotation, biological process: regulation of transcription by RNA polymerase II. Bases 212 to 1849 code for a protein of 545 amino acids. The record is from RefSeq and is a predicted model, not a curated record. The transcript has 3 exons.